Molecule: messenger RNA, 1280 nt
Organism: Dermatophagoides farinae (American house dust mite)
Lineage: Eukaryota; Metazoa; Arthropoda; Arachnida; Sarcoptiformes; Pyroglyphidae
Biological process (GO): mRNA export from nucleus
Cellular component (GO): nucleus
Molecular function (GO): mRNA binding
Source: RefSeq, a predicted model, not a curated record
UUAUCGAAUGAUUCGAAUUUUUUCAUUAAAGUUAUAAAAUUAGUCACCAGAUGGCCUCGAAGAUUCCGUAACAUUGUUUAUGAACGUUUUAUAAAAACAGCCUGAGUCCAAAAUUUUUUUUUUCUCUGGUCAUCAAAUUCGAGCGGCUUUUUGAGAAUUUUGUUUCGCAAGGAAAGAAUUUUUUUGUUUAUUCCUAAUCGUGACAUUUUCAUAAUUUUAAAAUUGAUUUUCUUUAAUUAUUGCUGUUAAAAUUUCCAAAAGUUUUACGAAUUUACAAAAAUCGAUUGUAAAUGGAUACCGAUUCAAAUUCAAAGAUUGACAUGUCAUUGGAUGAAAUUAUCCGUAUGGAUAAAAUCCGUGGACCCAGAAAAUUUGCAGGAGGAGGUGGUAGUGGACGAAUGAAUAAUCAUCAAAAUAGUUUCAAUAGAAAUUCUGGUAAUUAUCGAAACAAUCAUCGAUUUAAUAGUGGAAAUGGUUAUCGAUCAUUUAAUAAUGGUGGCCGUAAUAAUUACAAUCGGAAUAUGCCUAAACGUCCAUUCAAUUUUCAACAGAAUCGCCCACGACCAAUGAAUUUCGAUCGAAAUCGAUCAUCAUUUCAUCAAUCGGGCACAUUGCAUAUAUCGAAUCUAGCACCAAAUGUUACCACUGAAGAUCUAAAUGAAUUAUUCAUAACAUACGGUAAUCUGAAUCAUGCAUUCGUACAUUAUGAUCAACAUGGUACAAGUCUAUGCACUGGUGAAGUAGAAUUUGAACGUCGUGAUGAAGCCAUAGCUGCACGUAACAAAUUAAAUGGUGUUCCACUUGAUGGUGAACCAUUGCACAUAACAAUGAUUAAUUCACAAAAUGAAGAUUCAUUUACAUCGUUUCUAAAAUCGAAAACAUCUACCUCUAGACGACAGAAUAAUAAUUUAAAUUCAAAUAACAAUUAUCGUGGUAAUAAUUAUUCACAACAACGUCGACGUUUCAACAACAGUAACAAUAACAAUAGAAACCAAAACAUUUCAGCCGAUGAUCUGGAUCGUGAUCUUGAUGAAUGGCGAAUGAAAUCUGAAGAAAAUGAAAAUAUUGAUGAUUUAAAUGGACAACAAGUACCAGACGAAAUGAUGGAUGAUGUUCUGAUGUAAAUUAAUUAGUUCGCCUACAAUUUCAUAUGACUAAAUCUGGAAAACCAAAAAAAAAAAAAAAAAUAAUCACUAUAUAUUCAUUCUUCGCAUACUUUGUUUUGGCUCAUGUCAUAAUCAAUAAUAACCAUUUCAUUAAAUUUAUUAAUUAAUUUUCAA